GAUAACUUCUGCCUACUCUUCAUACAUGACCAGGCAGAAUUUGUACAGACAUCAACCAGGCUUCAGUUAAAGUCUGCACUGUGGGCCAGAAUAACUGGUUGAAUAACUGCAUCGAACUUUAAAUCUGCAUGUUAGACCAGCAGAACUGCACCAAGUGCCUCACUUUUUAACAGAUUUUAUAACACCUGCUAAAUGUCAUUCGAGUAUGCAAGUGCCUACACCUCAAAAAUGGGGGAUUGGGCAUGAAGACAAGGCCAAGCAAGAAUACCUCAGCAAAAUGCAAGGGGAGCAUCAUUGUUUUAUCGUGACUGAGUCAGGACUCCACAGGUACCCUGGGGAUCUUGUUUUGGGGGCCAGGAAGGGCUGUUCCCGAAAUUCACAUAGGCUGGUUUUCCCAUACACAAGAAUAAAACAACCCAUGAAUUGCAUCUUUGUACACAUUUUUCGUUUUUGUUCGUACCCAAACUUCUUUAUGCAGAUAAAGGUUCCAUAACCCUUAGCAGGUCGGUCCCAUUAAACACGCUUCUUAACCUUUAUCUAAUCUGUUUAUCUUCAUCCUGUAUUGUCUACUUGUUCUUAGUUUUCUUACAGAAUUUCUUCUGUGUGCAGACGGUCUUCAAAGAAACGAGCUUUUGAAGAAAAGCUAAAAUUGUUACAAAAGAAGAUUAUGUAUGAAGAAGAGGUCGCUGAUUGUUAAGAAGAUACUGAAGCAGAAAUACGAUUCGACGGGUUGUCCCAGACUGACAUCCAGUAUAAUGGACGGGUGUUUCAAAUCACGUGGUUCACAUCCAUCUGGGAGAUCGUUUCGGCUUCGUUUUUUUGUGUCUGCACUUUUCUUGAGUGUUUACAUCUCAUUACAUUCAAACGUGUCAGCAGCAGGAAGCCAAAUAAUAUGCACUGUUCCCUCAGUGAAACCAAGAAGAAGCACAGUCCUCACGUGUUAUUUCCCUGAAGAUGUCAGUGAAACAAAGAGAGAUUUUACUGUCUAUCGAUACAGUGACGGCCGUCCAGAUGCUGUCCUUGACUGCUGGUGGUGGUCGGGGAACUUAUCCUGCUUCACGGGUCAAGGAUACACGUACGACAGAAGGAUAUCCACCAAACUGUCGCUAGUGAUUCCCCGAGUUUCAGCAUCUGAGCUCGGCACCUACGAUUGUCGACUAGUGAGUUAUGGACCAGACUCCUUCUUUAGCUGCGACCUCAACAUCAAGCUAGAUGGAAGGUCAGCCUGCGACAUCCCUUCCGUCAAACUGGAAACAGAAACUGCAGUCACGUGCUACUUUCCUGAGGACCUCAACAAGUCUCGCACAGACUUUAGAGUCUAUCAUCACUCUAGAGAAGGUUCAGAUGCUGUGCUAAACUGCACGUGGGAUGGAAACAUUCUGAACUGCACCACUUCUGAAGGUUUUCAGUUUGACAGGAGAGUGUCCAGAUACCUCAGUCUCACAAUAACCAAUGCUACAGAGUCUCACGAAGGAACAUACAGCUGUCAGAGCUCAGGCACUGAGCCGUUUCUCUACGACAACUGUUCUUUUACACUUCAGAAAGCUGCCAAUUCAUCCUGCUCAGUUUCAAAUGUGAAGGACUUGGACUUGGCAGAACUAACAUGCAUCUUCAGUGUUGAUAUCAGUAAAGCCAGGCAGGACUUCAGGGUAAUCCGUCUGAAGGGUCGAGGCGUCACUGUCGUUAGCUGCACGUGGCUGGAUGACCAGCUGGACUGCACCAACGAGCCGGGAUACGCCCUCGGCACCAACGUCACGGAUCGCGUCGUCAUCACACUGCCUCGAACGUCACGUCGGCAAAAUGUGACGUACGCUUGUCACCUGCAUGGCUCUGAGCCUGCUGACUCUGAGUCGUGUGAUGUUACCUUUAUAGCAGACCCUGUGAAAGUCUCAUACACAACCGUUAUUGUAGUAGCAAUUAUUGGAGUUGCUUCUCUGAUAGCAAUCAUCAUCUCCUGUAUGAUUCUUCUGUGUAGGUUACGACGAGAAAAAAGACGUUCUUUGAAGAGACGAGCUUCUGAAGACAAGCUAAAGCUGUUGCGAAAGAAGAAUAAGGAAAUCACACAUAAUUUCAUCAACUACCUCACAUCGUCCUGCCUAAAAACAUAUAAAGACAUUGAUACACGUUUUUACUUCGUACCAUCGUUAUACCUAAAUAAAAAUACAUACACACCUGUUGAGUUUGCCGGUGAGAAGGUUUUAAUAACUCGGCCAUCCACUGACACGGUCCUGAGGCACGACCAGGCCAUGCAUGACCUCCUACAAAAUCUCUACCUGCUGGCACAAUCCGAGAACGAGGCUAUGUUUGUCAUCUCACAGUUCAAAUAUGACAACUACCUGGCUAUGUCACAAGAUGUCUUCAAUGGCCACCUGCUGCCUAUGCCUGAUAAACUUGGAGAACUGAAUAAAGACUACGGGAACUUUGACCUUCUAAUCGUCCAUCGCAAGUACGGACUGAUGGUUGUAGUGGUCAGGGCUUGUGGUCCUGAGCCUGGAGGCGACAACGAAGAGAAAGAUGAUUCAAAUAUUUUUGAAGAAAUAGAUAGUGGAGUCAGACAACUACAAAACGCAGAACACAUGCUCCAACAUGUCCUGUCUGACCAACACUGGGAUGUUCCUGUUCGCAAGACAUUGAUGUUACCGAAUGUUUCACAAGAGAUUCUUCGUCGUGUGCUGAAAAGGAACAAUAUGGAGAGGCUGGUAGAUGUUGAAGGGAGACUGAAUGUACCACCACCCUUAUUCCGCAGGGAUAAACUAAAGACAGGACGCUCUAACCGCGAGCUGCUUUGUUCAAGACAAAUGUCUGUGGGCUGA
This is a messenger RNA of Pomacea canaliculata, 2813 nucleotides long. RefSeq lists its product as uncharacterized. The transcript has 13 exons. The record is from RefSeq and is a predicted model, not a curated record. The coding region runs from base 672 to 2813 and encodes 713 amino acids. NCBI's taxonomy places the organism in Eukaryota, Metazoa, Mollusca, Gastropoda, Architaenioglossa, Ampullariidae.